ACAUUGAUGGUUAGUGACAGCUAUGGUUACUAUUGUCGUCAUGUAAAUGGAUGAAAGAAAUAAAGUGGCAAUUUUGAUGAAGAAACACGUCAUCAUGGAGGACAUAAAGUUGAAGUUCUUAGGAUUUAUUCAGUAUAAGCAGAAUCAGACUAAAAUUCCAUCGAUGGGACUGCAUCCAGAUCUGCUUAAUCCAAACGAAUCUCAAAGCUGUCCUGAUAUAACAUCGGAAGCUAGUCAUUCCAUAGAAAGCGAGCUGUUACCUGAUCAAGAUAUUCUGGAAUCUAUUGAACCUGUGUAUUACAGAACAGACGAAUGUUUCGAUUGUUGUCGUCACGAGUUACAAAAAUUACCUGAAGUUCUAAGCUCCAAAGUGAUCGAAAGAGAUUAUAAAAGGCUUAAACAAGAGCACCAAGUAGUUUCCAAGAAGGUGUUGCAACUUAUUCUGCAGAAGCAAAGUUCCUGCAAAAAAGAAUUUGAGAGGAUCUUGUAUAUUCAAGAAGAGCUGCAGAAUGCUCUAGAGAUCUGCAAAAUUGGCCGAGCCGAUUUGAGCCUGGCCAAAAAACAAUUCACCACAGCCAGUCUUGGUAUUUUGGCAAACUACCAGAAGAAACAAGUCGUUCAAGGGCUUUUGAACAGUUUGAACACCAUUAAAACUUUGCAACGAACAGAGGAUCGUCUCCAGGAAUUGUUGAGCGAAGGAAAUUAUCCUCGCGCAAUAUCACUUCUUUUGGAAUGUCAGAGUGCUGCAGAAAGAUACAAACAUUUUCACUGCGUUGCAGCUUUAAAUGGAAAGUUGCAAGAUACCCUAGACCAAGCUGAAGAGAUAUUGGACCAAACUUUAGCAAAAAUGUGCUCAGAUUUUGAUAUUGGGACUUAUACAUCGGUGCAAGGAGCUUAUGGACUUUUAGGAAAAACACAGAUGGCAAUGGACCAACUUCACAUGCACUUCACAGCAGCCAUUCAUAACAUUGCUUUUACGGCCGUGCAUGCUUUUGUCGGUGGCGCUAUGAAGAAGCAAUAUAAACAGCUGUGUCAGUCUGUGUCACACGAGUUUUUUUUACCAUGUUUAGUUGAACUCUGCAAAUCUCUGUGGAGUAUAUUAAGCUCCUAUUGUCAAGUUGUCAAUUGGCACAACACACAUGAAAGUUGGUCUUUGCAAAGCGGUCAAAAAAACUUGGAAGCUACUUUUAAUAAACAGUACAUCAAGCAAAAAUUGGAAAACGGAUUAGCUCGUAUGUGGCACGAUGUUGAAAUCAAGAUUUCAACUUAUUUGAUGGGUGCCAAUUUGGCCUUUUUUAAGUUUGAACAAUUUGUACAAAUCUUAGGUAUCGUUCACAGAUUGAUAGAAGUUGGGGAAGAACUGUGUGCAAGCCAAUCUAAGAAUCUCCAGGAAUCUAUCAAAAAACAGUGUUCCUCUUAUUUUGCCCAUUAUCAUGCAUCUCGAUUAGAUGAACUAAAGAUAUUUUUAGAAAACGACGGAUGGGAAUUGUGUCCAGUAAAGACUUCAUUUGUAGUUACACAAUUACAAGAGUUUAAAAGCCUUAAAACGGUUCUGAAUAGUUGUAAGCCUCGAUGUGGUCCUGAUGAAUCAAACCUCAGCCAAGAUGGUAGUUCUGCAAUCGGAGGACUCGUGCAAAGAUAUUUGGAAAAUGGUAUGACGCCAUUCGAUGUUAUCUUGGAUGAGACUGCCGAUGAAGACAUCCUAGCCAAUAUUGGAGAUGCACCUUCUGGAUAUUUUUCAGAAGAUUCAGACGACGAUAUUCCAGAGGAACUGAAAUGUGAAUUUGUGGAUGAACAUGAUCAAACGAAAUUGGGGAAAAAAAAGCACCGAACCAAAUUCACUGGGCCUAUGGUAACAAAUACAACUUUGAGUGUGCUCAGAGUUUGUGGAAAAUAUCUGCAAAUGUCGAGAUUAUUUAGAUCCAUAGCUGUUACAGUAAUUCAAAAUAUGAUGCAGUUUUACGAACUGUGUCUUUAUACCGUUCACAACUUUUUUACGUCUGACUUGGAAAUAAAUAGCGAAUCUUUGUACACCCCAAAAUUGAAAUUAACUUUGGCUCGAAUACGAACAACUCUGAUAAGUGACGACCUCAACUUCACCGAAAAUGAGAGUCAAUCUCACAGAGUAACACAACCGAAUCUCUCUUCCAUCGUUAACUUGACACAGCCAGAAAAAGUUCACGGUUUGACUAAAAGAGUCAUAGCAGUUGAAUCUUUGAUAUUUUUGGGACAGCAGUACGAAAUUUUGAGGCCUUAUUUGGAACAUUUGGUAGCAUCUCCCUGCCAUGCAUUUCUGCAUCAGUUCUAUUCACAAACAAUUGCAUCAGCUAUAGAUCUGAGAAAACCAGUUUACAUGGCUGCUGCUUCUCAAGCCUUUGAUGUAGGCAGCAUAUUAGGACUGAUGGGAAAAGUCAACUGGGAAGUAAAGGAUGUCAUGUCACAACACAGUAGUUACAUUGAUAAUUUGUUACGGGAUAUUCAAAUUUUGAGUAUGAGGCUCGACGAAAUUGGUAAUAGGAUACCAUUACCAACCAUUGUGUAUAAUUCAGUGUGGGAAAAUGUUUCACAUUUGAUCACACAUACAUUAGUUGAAGGAUUCUCAAAUGCAAAGAAGUGUUCAAAUGGAGGUAGAGCUCUGAUGCAGUUAGACUUCACUCAAUUAAUGUCUAAGUUUGAAAAAAUGACUUCUCUGCGCCCAAUGCCACACAGAGAAUAUGUGGAGGCAUAUGUCAAAGCAUAUUAUUUACCGGAAAAUAUCUUGGAAGACUGGAUAAAACAGCAUAAGGAAUAUUCAUCAAAACAUUUGAUUGGCUUAAUAUCAUGUGGCUGCCAGAAUAACAAAAAAACACGUCAGCGAUUAAUAGCAACAAUUGAAGAGGAACGGCUAAACAGAUAACAAUAAAUUUGAUAAUUUGUGAAGUCGUAUGGGAAGGAUGUGAAUGACAGAUUUUCAGAAAGGUGCGAAACUAGCUGGAGGUACUGAUCUCGCUAUUGCAAUGAUCUUGCUUUUAUCGUAGCCAUUAUUUAUCGUAAUAUUUAAUGUUAACUGAAUACAUCUUGGGUGUAUUUUCUCUAGUGAAUUAGAUAGCCAACUUUCUAGAACUUUACUGAAUAUAUUCGGUGAAUCAGAGCACAUUAUUUGUUUAGACUAUUCACAUAAUUUGUCAAUAAUAUGUUAUGAAUCUCUAAUGCUAUGUUUUUUAAUCAUAGGUUUGUCUCUUUUUUUAAUUCCAACUUUCUUCCAAAUAUAUAAUCAAUACAAAUAGAUUUAUCACUACGCAGGACCUCCUUGCACAGAACGUGCUGUCAAGUCUCUCUGAGUCAAUGGUGACUUUUGUAUAAACUUUGUUUCAUGCAAUUAUGUUGAAAUAUAAAUAUUUGUUAAAAUA
Messenger RNA from Athalia rosae (coleseed sawfly), 3389 nucleotides. It is a transcript of the gene Vps50, whose product is annotated as syndetin. Gene Ontology annotation, molecular function: SNARE binding. Gene Ontology annotation, cellular component: EARP complex. The record is from RefSeq and is a predicted model, not a curated record. The transcript is spliced from 9 exons. NCBI's taxonomy places the organism in Eukaryota, Metazoa, Arthropoda, Insecta, Hymenoptera, Athaliidae. The coding region runs from base 47 to 2896 and encodes 949 amino acids. Gene Ontology annotation, biological process: endocytic recycling; retrograde transport, endosome to Golgi.